Molecule: messenger RNA, 2270 nt
Organism: Nelumbo nucifera (sacred lotus)
Lineage: Eukaryota; Viridiplantae; Streptophyta; Magnoliopsida; Proteales; Nelumbonaceae
Product: zinc finger protein JACKDAW-like
Cellular component (GO): nucleus
Molecular function (GO): DNA-binding transcription factor activity
Source: RefSeq, a predicted model, not a curated record
UAUAUUUAAAAACAAAGCCAAAGGAAGAGCCGGUUCUGAUGUUCUUCUCUUGGCAGCAGGAGGUUUCUUCUUCUCCAGAAAUGAAGGAGAAUUCCCUGGUUUUUGUCUUCCUCUGGUAAGAGCAAAUCCCAGCAUUUGUGUUCACCGAAAAAACAAACCCCCUUUAGAAGAGCACCAACAACAAGAAAUCAAAAAAGAGAAAGAAAGAACCAAGAAAGCAUAGAGUUUGAAAAAAAAAAGAAAGAGAAAGAAAGACAAACUUCAAUUAUAAUCACUCAAUCAAUCCCUCCUCCCAUGUCAAACAUCACAGGUGAUGGUGGGAGCUUCUCUUCUGGCAACACUGGAGAAGUCCAGCAGCAGCAGCAACAACAACUACAGCAUCGCUUCCAUGGCUCCAACUCUGGACCUUCCACCACAACUAACAGUAAUGGCUCCACUUCCCACCAGCAGCAGCAGCAGCAGUCGGUCAAGAAGAAAAGAAACCUACCAGGAAAUCCAGACCCAAAUGCGGAAGUCAUCGCUCUAUCGCCUACAACCCUGAUGGCGACAAACCGGUUUAUAUGUGAGAUCUGCAACAAGGGGUUUCAGAGGGAUCAGAACCUGCAAUUGCACCGGAGAGGCCACAACCUCCCAUGGAAACUCCGGCAGCGGACGAGCACCGAGAUCAGGAAGAAGGUAUACAUAUGCCCCGAGCCAUCCUGCGUCCACCACAACCCAGCUCGGGCACUGGGCGACCUUACAGGAAUUAAGAAACAUUUCUGCCGGAAGCACGGCGAGAAGAAGUGGAAAUGUGAUAAAUGCUCGAAGAAGUAUGCGGUGCAGUCGGACUGGAAAGCUCAUUCGAAGAUCUGCGGCACUAGGGAAUACAAGUGUGACUGUGGAACCAUCUUCUCCAGACGAGAUAGCUUCAUCACGCAUAGAGCUUUCUGUGAUGCAUUAGCAGACGAAAACAACAAAGUGAACCAGGGCUUAGUGUCCAGCUUUGGAAGAAGCUUACCAGGCCAAGUCUCUGAGCUCAUGUCGUCCAUGCCCAUAAACACCACCAACAAUGCAUCGAUGGGGAUAUCCGAAUUUAACCAUCCCCACGCCAAGAACCCUCUCAAGCCCCUAGCCAAUGAUCUAAUGUCUAUGCCACUCAAGUCUCUGAACAUGGCCGGCGGCAUGUUCUCCAGCAGCGCCGGAGCCCUCCUCGGCAGCCCAAGAGGCAUCAAUUCAUCCUCCUCUUGCCUUCAGCUAUGUGCCAACAGCUCGUCCAGCUUCGACGGCCUCAACGACACUAAGAACGGGCGCCAUCUCGUCGGAUCGGCCUACAUGUCCGCCACAGCUUUGUUGCAGAAGGCAGCUCAAAUGGGUGCAACCGCAAGCAGCAACAUCAACUCCUCCGUGAUGCAAAAGAGCUUCCUAUCGGGCAUGACGGGGACUGAUCAGCUCUCCGGCCUGAGACCAUCGGCUUACGGAGGAAUGCAGCAGGACAACAGCUCGUAUAAUCACAUCCAACAACAACAAACAGACCACUCACAACUAGCUGCGAUAGAAGGCGGAGGAUUCUCGAGCCAGUUCUUGCAGAAGUCCACACAAGAGACGUCGUCGUCGACCCAGCUUUUUGUUGAGACCACGGCGGGCGUCCAGAGCUCAGAGAUGAAUGACAUGGGAAUAUUCUCGGGGAUGUUCGUGGGAGGUGAUCAGAACCAUGGAUUCUUGAAGAACAUAGAGCAGGAGAACUGCAGUAGUACUGUUAUGCCAUCACAAGGAAGGAACAUCAACCUGGGGUUGGAGAUCCCCCCGACUAGACUGAAUCCGGCGGGGCCAUCGAUAAGGUUUGGAGGGAACAGCGGCGGAGAUACGAUGACAGUGGAUUUCUUAGGGAUCGGAGGGUCGGGACUGAGGAAUUUGCAAGAACAACAACAUCAACGGCAACAACAGGGACUGGAAUUUGAGGCAAUCAGUCAGCGGAGGUUGCAAGGAUUGCAUCAGUUACAGCAACAGAUAUCACAUGGACAAGCAGCAAUGGAAAAACCCAUGUGGGAUGUUUGAGAGAGAGCUGCUCCGGUCGCUUCGAUCUCUUUCAUCCUUUUGGCUUGUAUAUUUGAAGGGUUUCUCUCUUUCUCAUAGAUUUCAGUUUCAGCCAUGGAAGAACCCAGGUGGCUUGCUAAAGAGCAAGGCACUAAGGACCUUGGCUCUGUUUAGGACAAUUCAUAUCGAUCUAGACUUUUGAUCCCCGAAAAUGAUUUUUAUAUUGACUUGAGGGAACCCCAAGAAGAUUGAAGCUC